AUGUACACUAGCCGCGCAGAUUCAAUCACAGAACAGAACCCCAUGUAUGGGCCAAAAAAUGGAUUGGCCUGUCCGGAAGCGGAGGAUUGGUUUGAAAAAAGGCAGCAGGUCCGAAAGCAAAUAUCUCAAUGCAAGCUAGAUGAUCAAGACUGGGAUUAUGUGAAACGGUUUUCGGAUGAAAAUGUCGACGGUUGGGCAUUCUACCCAGGUUUCUGUUUACUGGCACAGGAGCCUUUAGAUAUUUAUUCUACUGCCAGCCGGAGACCUAACCAGAAGUUCCUUUUGGUAAACGAGGUAGUGUUUCCGAGCACAGAGGAGUCCGCAAGUAACCGUUGGACAGUAGAGACUGGGAGCUGGCAUGUUUAUCAGCAUGCAUUAAAUGCAGCGAUUGAAUACAUGACGGCAGCCCACAGAUCGCACAAGCCGAUUAUGCUUUGCCUCCAACGCGAUUUGGCAGAAGUAUACCAUGAACUUCGACAGUACGAAAAGGAUGGGCUUUUGUACCGUGCGGUACUGGAAACACAGAAAAAACAUGACUUCUUCGGUCCAGAGAACCCGGACACAGUUCUUACGAUGACCAAACUGGUCGAGCAUUAUGCGAGAGGAUAUGGCAGUGCUGAAGACAGAGAAGCAGGAAAAGUCAUGUCUCAUGAAUUGUAUGAUAUAAAUAAGAAGAUACUAAGGCAAGACAAUCCCAAAACAGAGCGCAGCUGGGACUUGGUGGCGCAGCUAGAUCAUAAAGAAGUCGCCUUGAAAGCUUGCGGUGAUUACAUAGAGAGCCGUAAAGAACGCAAAGCGAAACGAACUUCAAAGGAUAUCCUAUGGUUGAUUAUUCUAAGAUUGAAACUAAUAGGGCAUGGUAUGUAGAUUGAACUAUAAUAAAAUUAAAUGACCGUCAUAUCUUCUCAUAGUUUGUGUGCGAUUUGAGCUUUCUUCUAGACACACAUGCUUUAAGACAUUGACUCAAACAGUGUACUCGUAG
Messenger RNA from Hymenoscyphus albidus, 982 nucleotides. The record is from the annotation of a GenBank genome assembly. NCBI's taxonomy places the organism in Eukaryota, Fungi, Ascomycota, Leotiomycetes, Helotiales, Helotiaceae.